Molecule: messenger RNA, 1942 nt
Organism: Lytechinus variegatus (green sea urchin)
Lineage: Eukaryota; Metazoa; Echinodermata; Echinoidea; Temnopleuroida; Toxopneustidae
Gene: dpp7
Product: dipeptidyl peptidase 2-like
Exons: 12
Coding region: 303-1757 (484 amino acids)
Biological process (GO): proteolysis
Cellular component (GO): vesicle
Molecular function (GO): serine-type exopeptidase activity; dipeptidyl-peptidase activity
Source: RefSeq, a predicted model, not a curated record
GUGUGCAUGUGUCAACUUCAUUCAGCAGCUAGCAGAACAUUUUUGAAUAAAAUACCGGCAGCGCAGCAGGCGGCAGCAUCAUAAGACACAAUUCACAUCACAGACCUGUACUGAAUUGAAGAACUUCUUCUGUAGUUUUCCGGUCUUCAAGUUGGACAUAUGUACUGCUGAGUGUAAGCUGUAGCCAACGUAGACAGCGGAACAACCAAUUGUACAAUAGUACUACAGAGACUGAAGCUUUAUUGGUCACGUUAGAGCCAUUACUUCAGCUUCGAACUCCAGUCUAAUUUAACGUCAUAAGAAUGGAGUGGCCAAAACAGAUGAUGUUAUUAAUUUGUUUGUUAUCUGUAUGGAUGUGUUCAGCAAUUCCGCUUCCUCAGUACCCAUACAAGGAGAAAUAUUUUGACCAGUCCAUUGACCACUUCAACCUCGAAAGUUAUGGCCAGCGAACUUACCGUCAAAGAUAUUUUGUCACAGAUGAUUACUGGAAGAAAGGUGGACCAGUUUUCUUUUACACGGGCAAUGAGGGUCCCAUUGAAGCUUUCUUUAAUAACACUGGUUAUGUGUUUGACAUCGCCCCGGAGUUUGGAGCCCUCAUCAUAUUUGCUGAACAUAGGUAUUAUGGGAAGAGUCUUCCGCUUGGCAACCAGUCUUUCACUCCAUCUAACCUAGGCCUGUUGACGAUAGAGCAAGCCCUUGCCGACUAUGCAACCCUGAUCACAAGCCUAAGAGAGGAUCUAGGGAUCCCGGACUCGCCCGUGGUGGUGUUUGGCGGAAGUUAUGGAGGGAUGCUGAGUGCAUACAUGAGGAUGAAAUACCCUCAUCUAGUGCUGGGAGCCUUGGCAGCCAGUGCUCCCGUUUACAGUACAGCAAACCAGUCAUCACAGACAUACUUCUUCGAGACUGUCACUCAGGAUUUCCAUGACGUUGAUGCAAGAUGUCCUGAUAUUGUGAGGGCGGCCUUUACCAAACUGAAUCAAUUAGCAGCCCAGGGAACUUCAGGUCUGAAGGAAAUUAGUACUACAUUCAAACUGUGCAAAACGCUUGGAUCCAUGGCGGAAUAUUAUCACCUUCUUGGGUGGAUCAGGAACUCGUUCACGUACCAGGCCAUGUUGGACUACCCUUACGCUGCCUCAUUUAUGGGAAACUUACCAGCUAAUCCCGUUAAUGUAUCUUGCCACAUGUUAGUGGAUGCAUCAUCUCCAUUAGAGGGACUAGCAAUGUCUUCAGGCUUGUACUACAAUAGUAGCAACCCACCCUUGAAGUGUUUUGAUAUCUUUGCCGAGUUCAUUCAGUGUGCCGAUCCAACAGGUUGUGGACUUGGAACCGAUAGCACUGCAUGGGAUUACCAGGCAUGUACUGAGAUCACCUUGCCAGCUGGAAGCAACGGGAUAACGGACAUGUUUCCCAACAUGCCUUUCACUCCUGACAUGAGGACGUCAUACUGCCAGGCCACGUACAACGUGACCCCGCGACCCGAGUGGUUGAAAAUCCAAGGAUUUGGCAGAGGUCUUGCCAGUUCCUCCAACAUCAUCUUCUCGAACGGUUUACUGGAUCCAUGGAGGCUAGGAGGGGUAACAGAGGACCUCUCAGAGAGCAUCGUCGCCAUACCCGUCCCUGGUGGAGCACAUCAUCUGGAUCUUAGAGGAUCUAAUCCCAAGGACCCAGAGUCUGUGGUCAAGGCUAGGAACAAAGAAAAAUCUAUCAUCAAAGGUUGGAUUGAUGACUGGAAUCAACGGAAAGACAAGACUGCAUAAAAAACGCCACCUUUACGGAAUCUUCCAGAGUUAAGUCCUGCUUCGUAGAUGGAGGCCUGUUUCAUUAGAAAAAUAAUUACAUGUAUUUGGUAAACUUUGUCAUCCAAUUGUAACUUGAAAUCCUCAUUUUUGCAACCAUGGCAGUUACCAUUAGAUGGCAAAGUUAUACAAAUAUACUUAGCUCU